This is a messenger RNA of Notechis scutatus (mainland tiger snake), 793 nucleotides long. Lineage: Eukaryota; Metazoa; Chordata; Lepidosauria; Squamata; Elapidae. The record is from RefSeq and is a predicted model, not a curated record.
CCAACGCCCGGCGGAGCAGCGCUGUGAGGUAAGAAGGCGGCGGCAACAACGGCGGGAUUCUCGGCCCGGUCGGCGGCGGCGGAGGCUGAGGGAGGGAAGGAAGGUAGGCGGGCGGCCUCUGCGAUUAAUUUUGGACCUGAUAUAGCAACAAAUUUGAACUAUGCAGACAAUUAAAUGUGUGGUUGUGGGAGAUGGUGCUGUUGGUAAAACAUGUCUUCUAAUUUCUUAUACAACAAAUAAAUUCCCCUCUGAAUAUGUACCAACGGUGUUCGAUAACUAUGCUGUAACAGUGAUGAUUGGCGGGGAGCCAUACACCUUAGGCCUGUUUGAUACCGCAGGACAGGAAGAUUAUGACAGAUUACGGCCCCUCAGCUACCCACAGACGGAUGUGUUUCUGGUCUGCUUCUCUGUGGUCUCGCCCUCUUCGUUUGAAAACGUUAAGGAAAAGUGGGUCCCCGAAAUCACUCACCAUUGUCCGAAGACUCCGUUUCUGCUCGUCGGGACCCAGAUUGACCUCCGAGACGACCCUUCGACGAUCGAGAAGCUCGCCAAGAAUAAGCAGAAGCCCAUCACUCCCGAGGCCGCGGAGAAACUGGCGCGGGACUUGAAAGCUGUCAAAUACGUGGAAUGCUCUGCGCUCACACAGAGAGGUCUGAAGAAUGUAUUUGAUGAGGCUAUCCUAGCCGCUCUCGAACCCCCGGAAACUCAACCCAAACGGAAAUGCUGUAUAUUCUAAACAGUUUCCUCUUUUUUUUUUUUUUCUUUUCUUUUCCUUUCCUCCUUGUUGCUGCUU